GGUGUAAGCACGUGAAGGGCAUCCUGCUGUUUGGGCCUCCUGGUUGUGGUAAAACACUGAUGGCCCGGCAGAUCGGAAAGAUGCUCAACGCCCGCGAGCCAAAGGUCGUCAACGGCCCCGAGAUCCUCAACAAGUACGUGGGAGAGUCUGAGGCCAACAUCCGCAAACUGUUCGCCGAUGCAGAGGAAGAGCAGAAGAGGCUGGGAGCCAACAGCGGCCUCCACAUCAUCAUCUUCGAUGAGCUGGACGCCAUCUGCAAGCAGAGAGGAACGGGCGCCAGCAGCACGGGCGUGCACGACACCGUGGUCAACCAGCUGCUGUCCAAGAUCGACGGCGUGGAGCAGCUGAACAACAUCCUGGUCAUCG
Messenger RNA from Plectropomus leopardus (leopard coralgrouper), 366 nucleotides. The record is from RefSeq and is a predicted model, not a curated record. Lineage: Eukaryota; Metazoa; Chordata; Actinopteri; Perciformes; Serranidae.